UCUGGCUGCAGGGUCUAGCGGAGGGUUUUAGCUGACAAAUAACAAAAAGACAAUCACUGACAAACAGACCACACAAAAAAAAAAAAAAAUGGCGGCUGAUUCCACCCCCGAUCCGUCUAAAAUUCGCUGCCCUCACUGUGCAGGCCCACUCUCCAUGCAGACUGAAACAACUGAGUGGACUGUCGCUCCGUUUAUAAGGGAUAGCUUUUCUAUGAUUGGGUCUGCUGUUGGUGGUACAACCAGUGCAUUCUAUGGAUUCAACCAUGUGAUGCCAGUUGUGCGGAAAUGGGUGAAGGGACCCAUGUGGUUGCAUUUCCUUGUUGGUGCACCCCCUGUGAUGGUAUUCUCUUCAGCUUGUGCUGGUCUGGCAGGUGGUGCUGUUCCAGCUUUAGCCCAACUUGCAUCAUCUUCUUACCAUGCAGCAGUUGCAUCACAAACACUGCCUCAUCCGCCUUCAAAGGACGAUAAGAUGCACAAAUCCAGGACUUCAUCUACCUUGUAAUGAAAAUUUUGUUACAUCUACAUGCGUUCGAGGGUCAUUAAAGCCCGUGUACAUGCCCACUGUAUGUGGUGCAAUAAUAUUGGAAGCGCUUAUAGUCAAGCAGUGUUAGAGAUGGCAUCUUUUCUAUUUGUAUUCAGAUAUUCUUUAUGAGAUUUAAGAAAAAAUAAACUAGAGCAAAUAUGAGAUUAUGAUUGAAUAAAAUGAAGAGGAAGAAACAAAAAUUCUUACAAA
This is a messenger RNA of Mangifera indica (mango), 733 nucleotides long. RefSeq lists its product as uncharacterized. The transcript has 6 exons. The record is from RefSeq and is a predicted model, not a curated record. Lineage: Eukaryota; Viridiplantae; Streptophyta; Magnoliopsida; Sapindales; Anacardiaceae. The coding region runs from base 89 to 502 and encodes 137 amino acids.